AAAGAGCUACAAAUCAAAUACAUUUACAAUAACAAAAUUAUCGGCUCCGCGCAGUAAUUCAACUGCGUAAAUGUUUCUCUUCUGCAGCGCGUCGCAUGUGAGAUGAUGACCUCUUACGUUUCCGGUUCGUGGUUCGACAAGUCAAACCACGAAGCGCCCGCCUUCGCUCGCGGCUCCUCGGCGUCCGAGUCGCCUAGUUGUUUCUUCGGUCCGCUUGAGCACCGGAGCGGCUCGAUCAGGGGACCGUCAGCGUGGAGCUCGAGGCCCGCGGAAGGCACAGGCUCGGGUCGGUCGGGUAGCGCUGGAGCGGGGCCGCCCAUAGCGUCUCCAAAAUUCCAAAAUCUGGGCGCCCUGAAUCGCGGAAUUCGCCUGGAAGAUCACAGCGGAAGGAAAAGCGCGACGGAGAGCGAAGCGGGAGCUUCCCGAUCCGUUCCGGCAACGCGCGAAGCUCGUCAGGCGCCACUAAGCGCGCAACAGCCUCAGAUUUACCCCUGGAUGACUAAACUGCACAUGAGCCACGAAUCGGAUGGGAAACGUCCUCGGACGAGUUACACCAGAUACCAAACCCUGGAACUGGAGAAAGAGUUCCAUUUCAACCGCUAUCUCACGCGGCGGAGGCGCCUCGAGAUUGCUCACAGCCUGUGUCUGAACGAAAGGCAGAUCAAAAUCUGGUUUCAGAACCGUCGUAUGAAGUGGAAGAAGGAUUCCAAGCUCAAAGUCAAACAGCAGUUCUAAGCCUCGUCUCCAGUGACCCACACGCGAUAUUAGAUGUGGUUUCUCUUCUUUUUUUUGGUGGUCAUGUAUUAUGUUUAAAUUGUGGACCAUUGAAGGUGAACUAAUAUAUUAAUACACGAAUGUACAUAUGUACAAAAUCACUUUGUCUUUUUAGACUCAUUUGCUGAAGACUCAACAUCUUUGCAUCUGUUAUGACGAUAAUUCAGCUGGCCACUUCACUGCGACUUUGUUGUUUUGUUUGAUUCUGUGUUCCGUGCCUGUGACUGCGUGUCAGGAAGUUCAGUGGUUUUUGUAAGACACUGAUCAUGUUUGCUGUACGUCUGGUUGAAAUGUUGAAAUUAAACGUUUGAGAAGUCUUUAGCACAAAAGA
This is a messenger RNA of Pygocentrus nattereri (red-bellied piranha), 1105 nucleotides long. RefSeq names its product homeobox protein Hox-C5a-like. Gene Ontology annotation, cellular component: nucleus. Gene Ontology annotation, molecular function: RNA polymerase II cis-regulatory region sequence-specific DNA binding; DNA-binding transcription factor activity, RNA polymerase II-specific. Lineage: Eukaryota; Metazoa; Chordata; Actinopteri; Characiformes; Serrasalmidae. Gene Ontology annotation, biological process: regulation of transcription by RNA polymerase II; anterior/posterior pattern specification. The transcript is spliced from 2 exons. Bases 103 to 735 code for a protein of 210 amino acids. The record is from RefSeq and is a predicted model, not a curated record.